AUGGCGGACGCGUCGUCUUCCGACACUACCUCGGACUGCUGCAAUGAGUGUUUCUCUGACAUUACGUCGGAAAAGUCGGAGUACGUCGUCGUGGGACGCAAGCCGUGCCCGUCGCACCGUCGCAGCAAGCGGAACCUCCUGCAGAAGCUGCUGAUACGGGAGAUGAGAGGAUGCCUGUCAGCGCACAAUUACGCCUCGGAGGAGAGACUGUUCGCAACUGUGCCUAAGUGGCGACACUUCCAUCUCCUGCAGAUAAUCCCAAAGUCGGCGCUGGAGGCAGGGCAUAUUGUUAUGGGACUGACGCAGUGUGGCCAGUUCCUGCUCACGUAUACGUACACGUUGGACGUCAGCAGCAACACGUCUUUGUACAAAUACCUGUUGCACUGGUGGGCCUUCACGCCCAACCGUGCGGCUCGCAAAGUCGCCGAAGUCACAUUGUUUGGCAAUUAUACAAUUUAUAGGGAAUUAAGCAUAAUUAUAUCCCAAUGGCCGAUGGAGCGGAACAAGCUUGUAAUUCACGGCCUUUGUACAAAUUUCUUACAUUUGCAACCGACUGAUAGAGCGUAUUUAACUAUAACGACAGUACCGUCUCUCGAGAAUUGCAAAGAUUGCAUGAAAAUUGCUGCAUCGUAUGAGGAAGAGGGCGAAGAGUUGGCCGCGAAUUGGGACGGCUGCGUGCGAUGCAACUGUUUGCAACAUGGCCUUACGGUUCACACGACUUACGAAGUCAUCUCGCCGUACCCGAAGUUUCGCGCCACCGUGUGUCUCAACUAUUGGAACCACGUGGUGGUCAACACGGGAAACUUCCUACAUGUACUCAGGGUAGAUUUAAAUAUACCUAAAUCGAAGAAUCAGAGGUCGUGCGACAAACAGGACAGCGUCAUACACGAUCCCGUGGUUCCGGACACGAUCCCGCUGGACAUGAGCGACGUCGAGGAGACGGACUACUCGACGCGGACGGAGCGGUACGAGAGCUCGGACGAGAAAGUGAGCACGCCGGAAUGCGUCGAUCGAUCUCCCAAGUGCGAGUCCAGCUUGGAGCACGACUUUCUAGACGAGCCAAUUAAGUUAGACGAUAAGCUAGGACGCGAUUUGCCAUUAAAUACCUCAAGCAGUAAUCAAAGCGACUACGUCUGUGAUAUAAAUAGUAAGUCUACCGCUGCGGGCGGCAGUUUAAACGCCAAGUCGUGCGAGUGCUCGGACACGGCUGAAUGCAAGUGCCGGAGCAGCAACAACAACAGCAGCAGCGGCGGCGGCGGCGGCGGCGGCAGCCCCGUCUCGCGGUCGCCGGCCGCCGGCGUCGAGCAGACGGCCAUCUCGGUGCGGGACAAGAUCCUGCAGGACUUCUGCGAGGACACGUCGCAGGAGCUCAAUAUCGGCAGCGAUCUUAUCACACUGGUGAAACACCCGUCGUGCUCGCCGCGCUCGACGCCGCAGAGACUGCCCUCCGAUCUCAGGGCGAUGGCCACGUGGUCGUCGCCGAUACUCACCCCGCCGUCGGACAUCCUGCGCACACGCAAUUCGGAAUCUAGUCACAGAAUCCAGGUUCAGCGUAAUUACAGCGGUAGCAGCCAGCAGCGCCCGAGCUCGCCGCAGCCCGGCGCUUCGCAGGAGGACAACUCCGUGGCUUCCAUAAACUCGCCGUUGCAGUCCGUGUCGAUUAGCCCCUCGUCCUCGUGCUCGUCCCGCCUGAUGUCGCCGCCGGUCGCCCGUUCCUUUCGCUACCCGAGCCCGCGCAAGCGGUCGAAUCUGCACUCGCCGCCGCCCGUGGUGCCGGCGCAGUCGGCGAGAACGACGAGGGCGACGCACAAGCUCAUCCUCGAGGCGGAGAAGGCGUACGAGUUCACCGACGAGGCGCAGGAGACGACCUGCGAGAAGCUCAGCUCGUUCAGGAAGCGCCGGCUCGCCGACAAGAAGUACGAGUUCUGCGACGAGACGGAGGACGCGGAGAACAUAGUUCCUUUCAAGCACAUACGCGACCAGUUCAGGCAUCGCGGCGCCUGCUCCAUACAUCAGAUUCCCUCCUCGCCGGCGAUGUCGCCGGUGCUGCCGAACGGCCGUAGGCACUGGGUCGAUUCGGAUCAGAGCGAACCGGACGAAUUGAAUCUUGCUCAAGAUAUUAGUAUAGCCAGCGACUUGUCGAACGCCGAAUCAGCUGAGAAAAGUGUCCUACGUCCGUUGAAUCAGAAUCAGUUGUCCAACGGGAGCGUGCACAGAGACCGCGUCGGCAAGUGCUGCCCGAAUUUCUCGCCGUUGGUUCCUAGAAAUAACUUGCAGUACCCUCUGAUAAAGUGCACCGCGCGUUUCAAACGGAGCUACAUAGAGCUCGACGAUGAAAUGAUAUCGGUGAUCACAGACGUCGAAGAUGAAGAGACCGGGGGAUACGUAAGUUACCAAUGCGUCCUUCCGAUGCUCGUGCACGGCUCCGGAUACGUUCAAAUGCAGAUGAUCAGCAACAGUAAAGCGGAAAAACUGAUAGUGCCAUGCGUUUCUAUAACACAGUUGAGUUUCGAUAUCGAGACUUUUUCUCACCACAUAGCAGACUGGAUCUGCUCGAGGUUCAAGAAAAAGUAUUGGCACUGCAGCGAUUACGAUAUCGAAAUAAUCGACGUGUGCGCGCUUAGCGGCGACAUAAUAUGUUUGCACAUAAUGAAGAUCCAAGCAAGUGAGUUAUGUAGCCAAACGCAAUGUGCGCAGGAGAGGAAGCAGUACGAGGUCGGGUGCAAGUUCACGUGGAACAUCGACACGAGCCAGUACAGGAUAACGGACGUGCUGCCUAUGGAGGAGGUAAAGCCCGAGUCGUGGAAGCCGACCAUCACGAACAUACCGAAUUUUCGUAGCCAGCUAUGGAAUCCGACCCGCCGUUUGGCUACGCAGCUGCGGGAAAAGAUUCAACAGCCGUACGCGCACACGGUGCGCUUCCUUCACAACGAGAUGAGCCUGGCAGGCGAGUCUCUAACCAAGCUCACCGAUCUGGACAAUCUGGUGCAGUUCUACAUAACGCCGAUGGAGUGUUACGUAGAACGUACGAAUGACGCCUUAAUGGAGUGAGGAGAGAUUUGCAGGGAGCCAUCGCACUCUUCAAGUUGCAAACAGUAAUUUAUUUAUCGACAUAAACAAACUCCGCCAUUUUUGCCAAAUACGCUGAGCCGCGGCGUAUAACGUACAUUACAGAAAUGUACUCCGCACUGUUAACAAUGGUUGUGUUAGCAGCGAAGAGUAUCUUCCCCUUUUCUCGAGCGUAAAUAACGGAUGAAACGCAGAGGAAUGUGUAAGCCAUAUAGGACUCGCGCGCUACGUCUUUUUUUUUUUUUAUUAUUGUUAUUAAUUUGUAUUCUCCAUGAACGCUAAGCGGAAUUGAUUCAGUGCGAUGGGACUUGUUCAUAAACUUAGAGGUAUAGAUUUAAAGGUACUAAUUAACGAUACAACGAAGCUCUCGCAAGCGUUUUGCUCCGAUUUGUAAAAUUUACCAGUGUGCUGUAUACUAUACAUUGACGCUAUCUACGCUAUCAUGGUAACUACUGUACUUUGGUAACUAGUAGAUAUAGGUGACUAAACUGAUUGUCAAUAAAUAUAUUGUAAUGUGAAAAA
Wasmannia auropunctata (little fire ant) is the source of this 3591-nucleotide messenger RNA. RefSeq lists its product as uncharacterized. The transcript is spliced from 10 exons. The coding region runs from base 1 to 3051 and encodes 1016 amino acids. Gene Ontology annotation, biological process: protein ubiquitination. Gene Ontology annotation, cellular component: Cul4-RING E3 ubiquitin ligase complex. The record is from RefSeq and is a predicted model, not a curated record. NCBI's taxonomy places the organism in Eukaryota, Metazoa, Arthropoda, Insecta, Hymenoptera, Formicidae.